Manis pentadactyla (Chinese pangolin) is the source of this 4874-nucleotide messenger RNA. It is a transcript of the gene SKOR1, whose product is annotated as SKI family transcriptional corepressor 1. Lineage: Eukaryota; Metazoa; Chordata; Mammalia; Pholidota; Manidae. The transcript is spliced from 8 exons. Gene Ontology annotation, cellular component: nucleus; transcription regulator complex. The record is from RefSeq and is a predicted model, not a curated record. Gene Ontology annotation, biological process: negative regulation of transcription by RNA polymerase II; negative regulation of BMP signaling pathway. The coding region runs from base 2 to 2824 and encodes 940 amino acids. Gene Ontology annotation, molecular function: RNA polymerase II cis-regulatory region sequence-specific DNA binding; DNA-binding transcription factor activity, RNA polymerase II-specific; SMAD binding.
CAUGGAGGCUCUCACCACUCAGCUGGGGCCGGGGCGCGAGGGCAACUCCUCACCCAACUCAAAGCAGGAGCUCCAACCCUAUUCGGGCUCCAACGCUCUCAAACCCAACCAGGUGGGCGAGACGUCGCUGUACGGGGUGCCUAUCGUGUCUCUGGUCAUCGACGGCCAGGAGCGCCUGUGCCUGGCUCAGAUCUCCAACACCCUCCUCAAGAACUACAGCUACAAUGAGAUACACAACCGCCGGGUGGCCCUGGGCAUCACGUGCGUGCAGUGCACGCCGGUGCAGCUAGAGAUUCUGCGUCGGGCCGGGGCCAUGCCCAUCUCGUCGCGUCGCUGUGGCAUGAUCACGAAGCGCGAGGCCGAACGCCUGUGCAAGUCGUUCUUGGGCGAGCACAAACCUCCCAAGCUACCCGAGAACUUCGCGUUCGAUGUGGUGCACGAGUGUGCGUGGGGCUCGCGUGGCAGCUUCAUCCCCGCGCGUUACAACAGCUCGCGUGCCAAGUGCAUCAAGUGCGGCUACUGCAGCAUGUACUUCUCGCCUAACAAGUUCAUCUUCCACUCACACCGCACACCCGACGCCAAGUAUACGCAGCCCGACGCCGCCAACUUCAAUUCCUGGCGCCGUCACCUCAAACUCAGUGAUAAGUCGGCCACAGACGAAUUAAGCCACGCUUGGGAGGACGUCAAGGCCAUGUUCAAUGGCGGCACGCGCAAGCGGACCUUCUCGCUGCAAGGAGGCGGCGGCGGCGGCUCGAACGGAGGGUCUGGUGGGCCGGGGAAGGGUGGUGCUGGUGGCGGCGGCGGCCCAGGGUGUGGCGCGGAGAUGGCGCCAGGCCCGCCACCCCACAAAAGCCUGCGCUGUGGCGAAGAUGAGGCCACUGGGCCUCCGGGGGCGCCUCCUCCCCAUCCGCAGAGGGGACUUGGUCUGCCAGCGGGAGCCGGCGGCCCCGCGGGCCCCGGAGCGCCUGGUGGCGGAGCCGGCGUGCGUAGCUACCCAGUGAUUCCAGUUCCUAGUAAGGGGUUUGGCCUCUUGCAGAAACUGCCCCCGCCUCUCUUCCCUCAUCCCUACGGCUUCCCCACGGCCUUCGGUCUCUGCCCCAAAAAGGACGACCCCGUGCUCGGCGCGGGUGAACCCAAGGGUGGCCCAGGCACGGGGAGCAGUGGGGGCGCGGGCACUGGCGGAGGCGCGGGUGUCCCAGGAACAGGUCACUUGCCCCCGGGGGCCGGGGCUGGCCCGGGCGGCGGCGCCAUGUUCUGGGGUCACCAACCCUCCGGGGCAGCCAAGGACGCAGCGGCCGUGGCUGCAGCUGCCGCCGCAGCCACUGUGUACCCGACGUUUCCCAUGUUCUGGCCGGCGGCGGGCAGCCUCCCCGUGCCGCCCUAUCCAGCUGCGCAGAGCCAAGCCAAGGCCGUGGCGGCCGCUGUAGCGGCAGCGGCGGCGGCGGCGGCGGCGGCCGCUGGUGGCAGCGGCCCCGAGUCCCUAGACGGUGCCGAGCCGACCAAGGAAGGCAGCCUGGGCGCAGAAGAGCGCUGUCCGAGCGCGCUGUCUCGCGGGCCGCUGGACGAGGACUGCACGGACGACGCGCUGCCGCCUCCGCUGGCCCCGUUGCCCCCGCCGCCGCCGCCACCCGCACGCAAAGGCUCCUACGUCUCGGCCUUCCGGCCUGUGGUCAAGGACGCCGAGAGUAUCGCCAAGCUCUAUGGUAGCGCCCGGGACGCGUACGGCGCCGGGUCCGCUCGUGGGCCAGGACCCAACGCGGGGUCCGGAGGCGGCUACGUGAGCCCGGACUUUCUGAGCGAGGGCAGUUCCAGCUACCACUCCGCCUCACCGGACGUGGACACUGCGGACGAACCCGAGGUGGACGUGGAGUCCAACCGCUUCCCCGACGACGAGGGCGCCCCGGAUGAGGCGGAGCACGGCGUGCCCAGCGCUCCCAGCACCGGAGGCGGCCCAGACGGCGAGCAGCCCGCAGGGCCCCCGUCUACCACCUCCUCGGGCGCUGACGGUGCCACAGACUCUCCCGACGGCGGCAGCCCUCGCCCCCGGCGCCGCCCGGGGCUACCCCCAGCCAGCCGGCCCGCCUUUGGGGACCCAGCGGCCGACGACCUAGUGAGGAGACCCGAGAGGAGCCCGCCGAGCAGCGGCUAUGAGCUGCGAGAGCCUUGCGGGCCUCUGGGGGGCCCCGCGCCAGCUAAGGUGUACGCGCCAGAGCGGGACGAGCACGUGAAGAGCGCGGCGGCGGCGCUGGGGCCCGCGACCUCCUACCUCUGCACCCCCGAGGCCCACGAACCAGAUAAGGAAGACAAUCACUCGACCGCCGAUGAUUUGGAAACGAGGAAAUCCUAUCCAGACCAAAGGAGUAUCUCCCAACCAAGUCCUGCAAAUACAGACCGAGGCUUCUUCCAGGACAGAACUCUGCUUACCUGCCCUCGUUUCCCAGGUGAAGAUGGGCUUACCCUGGAUGUCACUGGAACUCAGCUUGUGGAGAAAGAUAUCGAGAACUUGGCCAGAGACGAAUUGCAAAAACUGCUCCUGGAGCAAAUGGAUCUCCGCAAAAAACUGGAGCGAGAAUUUCAGAGUCUCAAAGAUAAUUUUCAGGAUCAAAUGAAGAGGGAAUUGGCUUAUCGAGAAGAAAUGGUGCAACAGCUGCAAAUUGUCAGAGACACUCUGUGUAACGAACUUGACCAAGAGCGGAAGGCGCGCUAUGCCAUCCAGCAGAAAUUAAAAGAAGCCCAUGACGCCCUGCACCACUUCUCCUGCAAGAUGCUGACGCCCCGUCAUUGCACCGGCAACUGCUCCUUCAAGCCCCCGCUGUUGCCCUAGGGCCGGCCCGGCUGCGCCCACGCGCCCUCAAGCCAUGCUGCUCUCUUCCUGUAAAUACCCACGGCCGCGGCGGCCCAGAGCGAGGAACAAGCCAUUCGGACCGGACCGUUGUAAAUACAGCUUUCCUCCCGUCCGCCCUCCUCCCGGGCACCACAAGCCCAUGGCCCCGCCUCUGUUUCCAACUGUAAAUAACCAUCUCGCCCUACGGUUGAACUCCCGGGCAUCGGACCUCAAGGGGUUAACUGGACCGAAGGGGGUAAGAAAGGGGAGAGAGAGUCUCUCCACACACUGUGCCCCCACCUCCCUACAGCCUCGGACCCCUAAUUUGAAUACAAUGUAGCAACUUCGCUGGCGCUGACCCCCAGCCCCAACCCCGCUCCCCUAUCCCGUCCACUUCUGAAACUUGUUCCUAACGACAGUGGCUAUGUGCAAUGGAUAUAAAUGUACUGUGAGUCUCCUGGUUCAGUAUUGGGUUCACUUUAAUUUAUUUAUGUUGUUUACGUUAUUUUGCUCUCUUUUGUACUUACUUCCAGUCCCCUUCUGCAUUCCCUUUUGGGUUUUGCUUUGCCUAUUUUUGUUGUAACCUGUUAAUAUAACAGCACUUUAUAAAGGGCGACAACUGACUCACAAGAUGGAGACCACCUUGAGCCUGUUUGGGAAACCACUCUGUAUCAGUGACUUUUGUUUUUAAUAAUAAAAAGAAAUUCUAUCACUUCCUGGGGCUGUGGAGGUGGGAGUGAGACAGGUGGGAAAGGAGGCUGCGCAGAGAGACCUGCUGAGGGUUGCGCAACAAUUGGGGCAUGGGGACCACAGCGCCAGUUCUGGGGCGCCUGCUGAGAAUUGCGCCCGCUCAGGUAGGUAGCAGCUGGCACCCUGACCUAUGCCCCGGCCCUUCAGACAUACCCAGCUUGCCCCACGGGCCAUCCCCUCCUCAUUUCUAGCACCGUCGCCUGGGCCUCUGCCCAGGGAACGACGUCUAUGGCUUGGUCCUUGACGCCGUGUUGCCUGAACGCUUCCCUGUGUGGUCCCUAGGGGCCGAGAGUUAUUCGUGCCUACCCCACUGGGGAAGUCGUCCCCAGGCCCUCGGAGAAGGGACGCUGUUUUCCUGACAAUUUGCACGGCACCCUUCCCAGAAUGCCAAGUUCAACCAGAAUUGCUAGAAGGCGCGGGCAUCACCCGCCUUGCCCUGGAGCACUGGGGCACGGGGGAGGCGAGGUAUUUUUGAUGGACCUCGGCCGGCAGGCCUGGAAAGGAAGGGCGUGACUCAGCGCUGGUGCUCAGAUGCUCUCCCGCCUGCCCCGCCGCUACCCGACCGAAGGUUUUUAUGUUCCGUCCAGUUUAGUUCGAGCGAGUUUGUGGAUGUGAAGGAGCCCAAGAAGAAAGGUGAGGCCGCUGCAGUCCAGGGCGCCCCCACGGGGUUGUGCGGGAAGAGUGUGUUCCCCGGCGGCGGUGGUAGAGGCCUCACAUUGCCGCAGGCCUCGCGACGGCCUCUUUCCGCAGCGCAUCUGCUGGUCCGGCUACAGAUAAAGGAGGGAAACGGCGGCGCCUCUUUUGGAGGGGGAAGAGAGAGUGUCUGGAGUGGGAAAUCUCGCCGUACCGGGAAUCAAUCAGCUCUGGCUUUCAGUUUUACCCCCCUGGGCUGACUAGUAGGGGUGCUGUGUCGCGCCCUUUAUUAUUCCUAGGCCAAUGUUCUGGCCUAUGUAAAAUAAUAUUCAGGCCUCGCUUUCCGGUGCGCAUGGAAGCUUCUCUGGAAGGGAAGCAGACCGCAGGGUAGCGGUCCUCCGCCAGGACCAGCGCCUCGACGACCCGCUCCUUCCACAAGGCUCUCACUGCGCGUCUUGGGAGGGCCUGGGGGGCCCCAGGCGGAGACGCUGGAGGGUGCUCCGGCCGGGAAGUUUCAUGGUGGGUGGUCUGGAGGGCUCGAGGCGGGGCCGGCGGGCUGGGGGCGUGUUCUGGACCGCCCCAAAGGGGCCCCAGCCGGAGACCGCUGCGCGGUGAAGGCAGGAAGCCAGUCCCCAGAGCAUCCUGAGCUAGGGCUUGCAGCCCUCAA